This is a messenger RNA of Manihot esculenta (cassava), 624 nucleotides long. RefSeq names its product RING-H2 finger protein ATL77. Lineage: Eukaryota; Viridiplantae; Streptophyta; Magnoliopsida; Malpighiales; Euphorbiaceae. Bases 1 to 624 code for a protein of 207 amino acids. The transcript has a single exon. The record is from RefSeq and is a predicted model, not a curated record.
AUGUCGCCACCCUUUUUCGUUUUGGAGGUUCGCAUCCACCGCUUUUGCAGAAAAUUACUCAGAAACCUUCAAGGAGACCUGAUCGAGAUUGGAACCCGCCCACUUGCUCCAACCUCCGCUUUCCUCUUCCAAAUUCAUUCCUAUGACCUAUUUUCUGAGCAACCAUGCAAAAGCCGUCUUGAUUAUCUCUUCUCUUCCUUAAAUCUUGACGAGACUCUCCGCGAUUUCUUAGCUUGUAGCGUUGCUUGCUUCCUCGUUUUCAUAGCAAAUAAGCAACCUUUCUUGGGGCGUCAUGUGGUGGCCGACACGGACGUUGCCCUUGAGUACUUGAUUGCCGGAGAUCCCAUUGAUCGGACAAUGAUAAUAGACGACGAGCCUGGAGAAGUGGUUGCCAGAGGCGCAUCGAUUUCUGCACUAAACAAGCUGAAGAAGCAGAGGUCUUUUACGAAGAGCAGCAGUGAUGGCGAUGGAGACGACUGUGUGAUUUGCUUGGAGGGAUUAUCCGGCAGCCGGGAGGCACUCACAAAGAUGACAUGCAAUCAUAUAUUUCAUGAAAGGUGCAUCUUUGGGUGGUUGAAGAUUCGGAAUUCAUGCCCGACUUGUCGAUGGGAGCUUGAGGAUUAA